Molecule: messenger RNA, 2769 nt
Organism: Populus trichocarpa (black cottonwood)
Lineage: Eukaryota; Viridiplantae; Streptophyta; Magnoliopsida; Malpighiales; Salicaceae
Product: ferric reduction oxidase 6
Exons: 9
Coding region: 263-2467 (734 amino acids)
Cellular component (GO): plasma membrane
Molecular function (GO): oxidoreductase activity
Source: RefSeq, a predicted model, not a curated record
CAACCAAGACUGAAAAACAGUGUAUAAAAGAUAUCUGACAGUGUCAUUUGUCUGCGUACGUUUAGAAUUUAUGGAGGAAAAUGGUUUUAAGACCUGAUAACCAAGUGCUACAACAAGUGGUUCAUGUUUUAUCCACUUUCCUUUUCAUUAAUUUUACGAACUUUGGAUUUGUCUGCUUGAUUUUCUGUAUAUAUGUGAUUCUUGGUCACCUGGGAAUACUGAACAGUUUGAGGAAGAGUAAAACAAAGUCAAUUUCUUUACCAUGGAUGGAAACUCUGUUCAGGAACCUCUUCUUUUGAGUGAAAUAAGUGUCAAGAAAACAUCUCUCUUUGUUUCAUCAGUGAAAUGGAUUCUCAAGAUUCUAAUGUGGGCUAUUUUUGUUGCAUGGAUUGGGGUUAUCUUUCUCUUCCCAACACAGUUUGGUAAUGGAUUGCUUGAGAAAUACAUUCAUGCCACCAAUGGAAAUCCUUGCGGUAUUACAGGAAGCUUAUUCCUUGUAUUAAGUGGACCGGUUCUUGUUAUUGCCUUUCUUUCCAUAUUUCAUCUUAUCAUAUCUGGUGACGAGGAGUUCCAGCAGAAGAAGAGUUCGAAACACCCAGGCGUCCGCUUAUGGACAUUCCCUUUUCUUGUGGAUGGACCAUUCGGGGUUGUUUCUGCUGCUGAGUUUAUUGGCAUUCUACUCUUUGUUGUGUAUGUUAUCUGGGCCUUGUAUGCUUAUAUAAUCCAGAGUCUCAACCGUAUAUCUGGGGAGGAUUUGACCCUUAUGGAGGAAAGUAUUCUGUUCUUGAAAAUGAUGGGAGGUCAUCUUGGUUCAAUGGGAUUAUAUUGCAUGGCAUUUUUGUUUCUUCCUGUUGCAAGAGGAUCAGUUCUUCUCCGUUUUAUCAAUAUCCCAUUUGAGCAUGCCACGAGAUACCAUGUAUGGCUGGGGCACCUGACAAUGGUGCUGUUUACUCUCCAUGGGCUAUUGUACGUAGUUGGAUGGGCAAUGGAGGGCAACCUCCUGCAUAAACUAUUAUCAUGGAAAGAUAUUGGUGUUGCUAUUCUUCCUGGAGUUAUCAGCCUUGUCGCUGGUCUAUUGAUGUGGGUGACAUCACUUCCUCCUGUUCGGAAGUGGAAUUUUGAAUUGUUCUUUUACACCCAUCAACUAUACGUGGUCUUUGUUCUCGGCUUGGCAUUGCAUGUUGGUGACUUUAUUUUUAGUAUGGCUGCUGGUGGAAUAUUUCUUUUCAUGCUUGAUCGAUUUCUGAGAUUAUGCCAAUCACGAAGGACUGUUGAUAUAAUUUCAGCCAAGAGCCUUCCAUGUGGAACUGUGGAAUUGGUCCUUUCAAAACCUGGAAAUCUGCGGUACAAUGCCCUCAGUUUUGUAUUCCUUCAAAUUCGGGAAUUAUCUUGGCUGCAAUGGCAUCCUUUCAGUGUUUCAUCUAGUCCCUUGGAUGGUAAAUAUCAUUUGUCAAUUCUUAUAAAAGUUCUUGGGGAGUGGACAGCUAGGCUCAGAGGAAGUAUCAUGAACAUAUCCGAGGCUGAACAACCAGCUUCCCCUUCCCAACCUCGUCCUAAGAUAACAGCUUCUGUUGAGGGGCCAUACGGGCAUGAAGCGCCAUACCACUUGAUGUAUGAAAACCUUAUUUUGGUAGCAGGUGGCAUAGGGAUUUCACCUUUCCUAGCGAUUUUGAGUGAUAUUCUCCACCGUGUUAAUGAAGGGAGACCCUGCUUGCCACGGAAUAUUUUGAUUGUUUGGGCUGUGAAAAGAUCAAAUGAACUUCCUCUUCUCUCGACGAUGGACCUGGAAUCAAUUUGUCCAUAUUUCUAUGACAAAUUAAAUCUUGAGAUUUCCAUCUAUGUUACUCGAGAGUCAGAUCCUCCAUUGGAGGAGGGUGAUAUUCAUAAUGUUACAGUUUCUUCUGUUUGCCCCAUGUCAAAGGGCUGUGGCAUGUCGGUUUUGGUUGGUACAGGUGACAGUAUAUGGUCUGGCCUGUACGUCAUCUCGUCUACAGUGGGCUUUGUUAUUUCGCUGGGUAUUUUGUAUAUAUUUUACAUAAAUCCUUGUAGCAUAUCAACUUGGUGGUACAAAGGACUCCUUUUUUUCGGAUGUAUGCUUGCAAGUGUUGUUAUCUUUGGGGGUCUUGUGGUUGGUUUAUGGCAUCUUUGGGAAAAGAAGAUUUCUGCCAGGGAAGAAUACGAGGAAAAUAGGCUAAAGCCUGGCAUGGUUCAGCAUAAUGAAGAUGCGGUGAAUUUGUUUCAGAAAAACCAUACUAGUAUAACCACUAUUCAGUAUGGUUCAAGACCAGACUUCAAAGAAAUAUUCGGAUCCAUAUCGGAGCACUGGGGUUAUGCAGAUGUGGGUGUCAUCAUAUGCGGUCCUCCAACUCUUGAGACCAGUGUUGCUAGAGAAAUCAGGUCUCGGAAUUUAAAGAGAGAAUCCCACCAUCCAGUCUUCCAUUUCCACAGUCAUGCUUUUGAUUUGUAGAUGCCGUGUCCAGAAAAAAUGUCUAGGAGUAUAUGUGUAUAUAAUGGAGCCUAGAGGCUAUAAUAUGCAGCUGGAAUGAGGUGGCGUUCACCUGCAGCAGCUUCUUCAGAGAUGCAAUGCAAGUAGAGCAUGCAUCAUUCACGCUUGUAAUGCUCACGAAACCUGUAAGAAUAGCACCCAAUUAUAUCUUAUGGAUGUUGGAAUCAAAUAUGUAUAAGAAGUGCAUGUAGUUAACAACAGCAUAUGGAUAUGGUCGAGGGAAAGUGCAUAGCAGAUAUAUGUGAUUAAUUUCUGUUUUUAUU